Salvia miltiorrhiza (redroot sage) is the source of this 1790-nucleotide messenger RNA. Its product is annotated as berberine bridge enzyme-like 15. The record is from RefSeq and is a predicted model, not a curated record. Bases 40 to 1638 code for a protein of 532 amino acids. Lineage: Eukaryota; Viridiplantae; Streptophyta; Magnoliopsida; Lamiales; Lamiaceae. Gene Ontology annotation, molecular function: oxidoreductase activity; FAD binding. The transcript has a single exon.
CACUCCUCCAUCAACAUUCUAUAACGAAGCACACCAAAAAUGAAUCCUCACACCUCAUUCAUCCUCACUUCAUUUCUCCUCCUACUCUCAAUCUCAACCGCCGCACCAACUCCAAUCCAAGAUUCCUUCCCAAAAUGCGUAUCCAAACACAGCGAUAAAUCCUCCCCUUCAACCACCACCUUCAUCACCGCCGCCCAAGCCUCGCUCUACACCUCCCUUUUGCACUCCACCGCCCAAAACCUCCGAUGCCUGCUCCCCUCCAUGCCCAAACCCCUCCUCAUCUUCACGCCCACAACCGAAUCCCACGUCCAAUCCGCCGUCGUCUGCGCCAGGAAGCUCGGCGUCCACCUCCGCCUUAGGAGCGGCGGCCACGACUACGAAGGCAUUUCCUACACCUCCGAAUUCAAAUCGCCGCCGCCCUUCAUCCUCCUCGACCUCGGAAAACUCCGCGCCAUCAACGUCGACGUCCGCUCCAAAACAGCAUGGGCGCAGGCCGGCGCCACCAUCGGCGAGCUCUAUUACAGAAUAUCGGAGAAGAGCAAGACGCUCGGCUUCCCCGCCGGCCUCUGCACCAGCCUCGGCGUCGGUGGACACAUCACCGGCGGCGCCUACGGCCCCAUGAUGCGGAAAUACGGCCUCGGAGCGGAUAAUGUGGUCGACGCCAGGAUCGUCGACGCCGACGGCAGGAUCCUCGACCGGAAAUCCAUGGGGGAGGACGCGUUCUGGGCGAUCAGAGGCGGCGGCGGCGGCAGCUUCGGCGUUAUAUUAGCAUGGAAAGUGAAGCUCGUCAAAGUUCCCUCCACCGUCACCGUUUUCACCGUGCCGCGAACACUCGAACAAGGCGCCACCAAAACUCUAUACAAAUGGCAGCAAAUUGCUGACAAAAUCGACGAGAAUCUCUUCAUAAGAGUCCUCAUCCAGCCGGCGCCCAUCGCCGGCGGGAAGAGGACGAUAGUGACCGCGUACAACGCGGUGUACCUCGGCAGAGCCCCCGCGCUUCUGAAAAUCAUGAGGUCCAGCUUCCCGGAGCUGGGGCUGACGCGGAACGACACGGUGGAGAUGAGCUGGAUCGAGUCGGUGGUGUACGUCGGGAGCUUCCCGGCCGGAACGCCGCCGGCGGCGCUGCUGGCCGGGAAGGCGGCGUUCGUGAACCACUUCAAGGCGAAAUCGGACUUCGUGAAGGCGGCGGUGCCGGAGGGGGGGCUGGAGGGGCUGUGGCGGGUGAUGAUGGAGGAGGAGGCGCCGCUGAUGAUAUGGAAUCCGUUCGGCGGGAAAAUGAGCAGGAUUCCGGAGGCGGAGAUCGCGUUCCCUCACCGGAAGGGGGUGGUGUUCAUGGCGCAGUACCUGACGUCGUGGAGGAGCGAUAAGGAAGACGUGAGGAAGCGGUAUGAAUGGAUGGAGAAGCUCUACAACUACAUGGCGCCCUACGCCUCCAAGAAUCCAAGGGAGGCCUACGUUAACUACAGAGAUGUGGAGAUAGGGAUGAACGCCGUUGGAAGGGCUAACGGCAGCUCCCAUGAUUGGGGGUUUAGGUAUUUCAAGACCAAUUUCCACAGAUUGGUGCAGGUCAAACGCAUAAUCGAUCCCACUGAUUUUUUCUGGUUUGAACAGAGCAUUCCUACCGCGCUCUACAAAUAAUUCUCUCUCAUCAACUUUGCUACUACUAUCUUUUUUUUAAUAAAAUGUUUUUUUUUUAUGUAUGUUUUAUUCUAAUGAUAUUGGAAUUAGUUUAGAGUUUCCGUCUCUGCAAUGUGAUGGUUCUAUAAAGACUACUACUUGAGGCGGGUUUA